CCUGACCCUGGCGGGAAGGGUUAGUAUUUCUCCUGGUGUAGAAGGCGGUGUCUGAAUGGGAGUCACAGACGCCAGCGCCGCGUGGAAACGAACGUGCGGCCAGAUGGGAAGUGUCAGAACCAGAACGUCCGCUGAGCGUUCUCAGAAGGCAGUGCCCGCUUUCAGUGUCAAAUGACGGACGUGGAAAGGCAGCUGCAGGGAGAGCAGGGUGGAGAGUCACGGGAGAACUCAGUGGUCUUUGAGGAUGUGGCUGUGAACUUCACCCAGGAGGAAUGGGCUUUGCUGGAUCCUUCCCAGAAGAAUCUUCACAGAGAUGUGAUGCAGGAAGUCCUUAGGAACCUUGGUUCUAUAGGAGACAAAUGGGAGAACCAGAACUUUGAAGAUCAGAACACAAAUCCCAGAAGAGAUCUCAGACCCAUCAUAUAUCACUCUGCAAACAAACCACUUGAGAAUGAGGAGUGUGGAGGUAAGCCAUAUGAACUUAAAUGGAACAGAAAAUCCUUCAUGUCUCUCUCAAAUGUUCAAAGAAAAGUGUCAGUGUACACCGUAAAUGGAUCAUAUGGAUGUUUGACAUGUGGAGAAGAGUUCAGUUCUUCCAGGUGUUUUGAAAAAUAUCAAGAAUCUUAUACUAGAGAGAAGUUAUAUGGAUGUAAGCAAGGUGGGAAGUCCUUUACUAAUUCAAAUGACUUCCAUUACAUUCAUGUUUCUCAUUCUGGAGAGACAGCUUGCAGAUGUAAGCAUUGUUGGGAAGGUUUUAUUAGUUUGGCUGACCUUAAAGUACAUGAGCAAACUCAUAAUGUGGAGAAACCUCAUAGAUGUAAACAAUGUGGAAAAGCCUUCACUACUUUCUCUUCCCUUCAAAUACAUGAACGAACUCAUACAGGAGAGAAGCCCUAUGAAUGCAAACAAUGUGGAAAAGCCUUCAGUACUUCCUCUUACCUUCAAAUACAUAAACGAACUCAUACGGGAGAGAAGCCCUAUGAAUGUAAACAAUGUGGAAUAGCCUUCACUACUUCCUCUUCCCUUCAAAUACAUGAGCGAACUCAUACUGGAGAGAAACCCUAUGACUGUAAACAGUGUGGCAAAGCCUUCACUCAGUCCAGUCAGCUUCACACACAUGAACGAACUCAUACAGGAAAGAAGCCCUAUGAAUGCAAACAAUGUGGAAAAUCUCUUGGUAGUUUCUCUUACCUUCGAAUACAUGAACGAACUCAUACAGGAGAGAAGCCCUAUCAAUGUAAACAAUGUGGGAAAGCCUUCACUAUGUCCUCUUACCUUCAAAUACAUAAACGAACUCAUACUGGAGAGAAACCCUAUGAAUGUAAACACUGUGGGAAAGCCUUCAGUAGUUCUACUUGCCUUAGAAUACAUGAAAGAACUCAUACUGGAGAGAAACCCUAUGAAUGUAAACAAUGUGGAAAAGCCUUCAGUAGUUCUACUUGCCUUAAAAUACAUGAUAGAACUCAUACUGGAGAGAAACCCUAUGAAUGCAAACAAUGUGGGAAAGCCUUCAGUAGUUCUACUUGUCUUAAAAUACAUGAUAGAACUCAUACUGGAGAGAAGCCGUAUGAAUGCAGACAAUGUGGGAAAGCCUUCAGUAGUUCUGGUUGCCUUAAAAUCCAUGAAAGAACUCACACUGGAGAGAAACCCUAUGAAUGUAAACAAUGUGGGAAAGCCUUUGCUUCAUCCGGUAACCUUCACCCCCAUGAAAAAACUCAUACUGGAGAGAAGCCCUAUGAAUGUAAACAAUGUGGGAAAGCCUUUGCUUCAUCCAGUAACCUUCACUCCCAUGAAAAAUCUCAUACUGGGGAUAAUCCCUUUGUAUGUCAACCAUGUGGUAAAAUUUUUAGUGGUCCUCCUUACCUGCAUGUGCAUGAACAGAUUCACACUGCAUAGAAACCUUAUGAAUAUAAAUAACUGUGAUAAAACAUUCUUUUUUUUUUUUCUUUUUCUUCAAAUACAUGCACAAUAUCAGAGUGGAGAAAGGCCCUAUGAGGGUAAAUAUUGUAAAACCUUCACAAGUUUGGCUUAUUUUCAAAUACAUGAAAAAACUCAUACUGGGGAAAAACCUCGUGAUUGUAAACAAUGUGGGAAAGACUUGUUCCUGUGGACUUUGUGUACACACAAAUAUUUAUACUGGAGAAGAAUGCUGUGUAUCCACAUGGUGUGGUAAAGCCUUCACUAGUUCUGCUUCUGUUCAUGUACAAGAAUGAACUCAUACUGGAGAGACCUCUGAUAAAUGUAAACAAUAUGGUAAAGCCUUUGUGUUAAAGACCCAGCCAAUGACCUUGGGACUGCUGGUGCUCUUCCUGAAACUAGCCUUGACAUCACUCCAGCUUGACUCUGUCAUGUAACCCUAGGAUUGUAACUACCAAUGCCAAAGGAUGGUUUCUGACCUGAGUGGGACUCACAUGAACUGAAGCUUUUUCAGCCACAUUCUGCAUGUUCAGGAUUGCAGAUCUCAAACCACCGACCUCUGUACCACCUAUUCAAAAUCCAUGGGACCUAUGGAGCUGCCCCCAUACACACCUCCCACCUCCAGGGGCAUGGAUACCAGUGCCAACCUUCCAAAUACAACUUGCACAAUCAUCAGAAGCACAGCCAUGGUCUCCACAGCCCACAGUCUUCAGACCUGAGGUGCUGGUGCCAAAAACCCUAGUGCUGCGUGGGCUCUUGUCUUGGGAUGUUUUCAAGAUGAUGGCAGUUGCCACCAAAAGCUUCAGUGCCAUCAGGGACUGGCCCUGGAGCCAGAGGACACGCAACUUUGUAUGCUUACAUUCACUGAAAAGUUGGGUAACUACCUUUACAAACUGUACUCAGAAUAUC
Molecule: messenger RNA, 2826 nt
Organism: Sciurus carolinensis (gray squirrel)
Lineage: Eukaryota; Metazoa; Chordata; Mammalia; Rodentia; Sciuridae
Product: zinc finger protein 709-like
Exons: 4
Coding region: 172-1896 (574 amino acids)
Biological process (GO): regulation of transcription by RNA polymerase II; central nervous system development
Cellular component (GO): nucleus
Molecular function (GO): DNA-binding transcription factor activity, RNA polymerase II-specific; RNA polymerase II cis-regulatory region sequence-specific DNA binding
Source: RefSeq, a predicted model, not a curated record